Molecule: messenger RNA, 933 nt
Organism: Sphaerodactylus townsendi
Lineage: Eukaryota; Metazoa; Chordata; Lepidosauria; Squamata; Sphaerodactylidae
Gene: GPX2
Product: glutathione peroxidase 2
Exons: 2
Biological process (GO): response to oxidative stress
Molecular function (GO): glutathione peroxidase activity
Source: RefSeq, a predicted model, not a curated record
UUCAUUGCUGCAGACAUGACUCCCAUAGCCAAAUCCUUUUAUGACCUAAGUGCCACUGAUCUCCAUGGGGAAAAAGUGAACUUCAACAAUUUCAGGGGGAGAGUGGUCUUGAUAGAGAACGUGGCCUCCCUCUGAGGCACAACAGUGAGGGACUAUACCCACAUGAACCAGCUGCAGAGUAAAUAUCCUCGGCGGCUUGUUGUUCUGGGUUUCCCUUGCAACCAGUUUGGCUACCAGGAGAACUGUGCUAAUGAAGAGAUCCUCAACAGCUUGAAAUAUGUGCGGCCUGGGUCUGCAUUUGAACCCAACUUCACAGUUUGCCAGAAAUGUGAGGUGAAUGGCAAGAACACCCAUUCUGUCUUUGCCUAUCUGAAGGACAAACUUCCAUACCCGGAUGACAACCCCUCCUGCUUGAUGAUGGAACCCAAGUUUAUUGUAUGGAGCCCAGUAUAUCGCAAUGACAUCUCCUGGAACUUUGAGAAGUUCCUUGUGGGGCCUGAAGGAGAGCCUUUCAAGCGCUACAGUCCCAGAUUCCUCGCCACUAACAUCGAGCCUGAUAUCAAACGACUGUUGAAGCUUGCCAAAUAAGAGUCACAGGGGGAAAUCUGAAAAUUUUAGUAGGCCCACCAUAACAAGGCAAGACAAAAAGGUUAUCAUAAAUUAAUCAUGCUAUGCUCACAAAUGUCCCCUAAAAUCCCUUUUAGAGAACUGGCCUAAAAAACAAUCCAUUUCCUAAUUCCUUCUGCUUUUCUUUACAACUGAGUGUAUGAGGUGAUUCAUCCUAACUCUUGCCACCGCCAACAUCAGACUUUUACUAAGUGAUGGUACUCUCCUAAAUUUCAAGGGAGGGGGCCUGAAAGGUGUAAAGGUACUGAUCUGGCCCUUGUUUGCUGGGUACUUUUUGUUUCAUGAGUUAAAUAAAUAUGCUGAAGA